Molecule: messenger RNA, 1971 nt
Organism: Malaclemys terrapin pileata
Lineage: Eukaryota; Metazoa; Chordata; Testudines; Emydidae
Exons: 2
Coding region: 796-1848 (350 amino acids)
Source: RefSeq, a predicted model, not a curated record
AGAAGCUGCAGACCAGAAUCGGAGUGAUGGUGUGCAACCUGUGGGAGGGGGUGUCGGCCUCAACAGCUAAUCCUCAGAGUGACCAGGAGACGUCAGCCCAGCGGUGAGAGGUGCACCCUGUGACAUGCAGUGAUAGCAUGCUGAGCCAAAGUUCACAGAUGGAAGAUUGGGUGAGGGGAGUAAACAGGGCUUGAAACCCUGAAGUGUUGAAGAGACAGGUUGUAGAUGAAAAAUCUUAAUAUGGACCAAGAAUGUGAAAUGCGCAAGAAAAAGCAAGAGGAAACCCAAAUCCUCAUCAAUACACCUACAAGUUUGCCCCAGGAGGACUCAGAGGCUGUUCAGUGACUCAGCAAUAUCAGUGACAGAGCAGGGCCCCUUUAGAUGAUCCGAUAAAACUAAGGCCUGGUCUACACUAGGCGUUUAUGUCGAAUUUAGCGCCGUUACAUCGAAUUAACCCUGCACCCGUCCACACUGCGAUGCUAUUUAGUUCGACAUAGAGGUCUCUUUAAUUCGACUUCUGUACUCCUCCCCGACGAGGGGAGUAGCGCCAAAUUCGACAUGGCCAUGUCGAAUUAGGCUAGGUGUGGAUGGAAAUCGACGCUAAUAGCUCCGGGAGCUAUCCCACAGUGCACCACUCUGUUGACGCUCUGGACAGCAGUGCGAGCUCGGAUGGUCUGACCAGCCACACAGGAAAAGCCCCGGGAAAAUUUGAAUUGGAAUUCCUUUUCCUGUCUGGCCAGUUUGAAUCUCAUUUCCUGUCUGGACAUCGUGGCGAGCACAGCAGCACUGGCAACGAUGCAGAGCUCUCCAGCAGUGAUGGCCGUGCAGUCUGUGAAUAGAAAGAGGACCCCAGCAUGGACUGAUCGGGAAGUCUUGGAUCUCAUCGCUGUGUGGGGCGAUGAGUCCGUGCUUUCCGAGCUGCGAUCCAAAAGAAGGAAUGCAAAGAUCUACGAGAAGAUCUCUAAAGACAUGGCAGAGAGAGGAUACAGCCGGGAUGCAACGCAGUGCCGCGUGAAAAUCAAGGAGCUGAGACAAGGCUACCAGAAGACCAAAGAGGCAAACGGACGCUCCGGAUCCCAUCCCCAGACAUCCCGUUUCUAUGAGGCACUGCAUUCCAUCCUCGGUGCGGCCGCCACCACUACCCCACCAGUGACCGUGGACUCUGAGGAUGGGAUAGUCUCCACGGCCGGUUCCUCGGACAUGUUAGGGGACGGGGAAGAUGAGGAAGGAGAUGAGGAGGGCGAGGCAGUCGGCAGCGCUCACAACGCUGAUUUCCCCGACAGCCAGGAUCUCUUCAUCACCCUUACAGAGAUCCCCUACGAAGCGUCCCCAGCCGUUACCCCGGACACAGAAUCUGGGGAAGGAUCAGCCACCCCAUCUGCGACUGUCUCACAACCUAGCCUGGAAUCACACUCCCAGAGGCUAGCGCGGAUUAGGCGUAGGAAGAAGAGGACACGGGAGGACAUGUUCUCUGAGCUUAUGGCCUGUUCCCAAGCCCAGGCAGCACAGCAGACCCAGUGGCGGGAGAACUUGACCCGAAUGCACCAAGCCAACAUGGAUCGGGAGGAGAGGUGGCGGCAGGAAGACCAGCAGGCAACUCAAACGCUGCUUGGACUACUGAGGGAGCAAACGGACACGCUCCGGCGCCUUGUGGAUGUUCUGCAGGAAUGGAGGCAGGAGGACAGAGCCCCGCUGCAGUCCAUCUCUAACCGCCGUCCCCUGCCACCAAGUCCCACACCCACCUCACCCAAAGUGCAAAGAAGGAGAGGCGGCAGAGUCCCUGCUAAGUCUCACUCCACCCCUGCAGAGAGCUCUAGUAGCAGAAGGCUCUCAUUUCCCAAAAUUUGAAAAGUUCUUUCCUUCCCGCCUGACACAAGCCCCCGUCCAAGUUUCACCUCCCAAUGCCAUGUGUAGUUGAUAAUAAAAAGUACGUUUCUGUUAACUACUGUUUCAAUCAUGUUCUUUUGGAGG